This is a messenger RNA of Perca fluviatilis (European perch), 2224 nucleotides long. Its product is annotated as epidermal growth factor receptor kinase substrate 8-like protein 1. The coding region runs from base 153 to 2141 and encodes 662 amino acids. Gene Ontology annotation, cellular component: plasma membrane; vesicle; ruffle membrane. The record is from RefSeq and is a predicted model, not a curated record. Lineage: Eukaryota; Metazoa; Chordata; Actinopteri; Perciformes; Percidae. The transcript is spliced from 19 exons. Gene Ontology annotation, molecular function: actin binding. Gene Ontology annotation, biological process: regulation of Rho protein signal transduction; Rho protein signal transduction; positive regulation of ruffle assembly.
UUUUAAUACUAUGUAGAGGAGAGUGAGUUACACUAAGACCCAGAACACUGAAAGGUUUUACUGUUAACACCAGGAUUAAAGUAUUGGAAGCCUAUCAACCUUGCUGUGUUUUCAUAGAAAGCUGCUCUCCAUUUUCUCACACCAGACAAAGGAUGACAAACAUCUCACGAUAUCUUGUUAAUCACCUGCUGACAUUCUCACUCCAGGACGGGGAUGUGCAGAAUGUGGAGGAAGCCCAGUCCCGUCUCUCCGUCCUGGCCCAGAGCCAAAAGCUGUGGAGUCAACAGAUGUACCUGGAUGUUGGAGCGAAGGCCAUCCAUCUCCGAGACACACAGAGCCAGGACGAGCUGGAGAACUAUCCUUUCAAAUCCAUCUACCGCUGUGACGCCAUUAACACAGAAAAGCACUUCAAAUCCCUCCUUCUGUUGGUCUGCCAAAGUGCAGACCUGAACAAGCCGGACAUUCUGUUCUUUAACUGCGAGACUGUGAAGGCAGAGCAAAUCCGUGAUGACAUUGCACGCGCAGUUUCGGGUUCCUCCACCGGCAGCAGGAGUAAGAAGCUCCCUGAUGCCCUCAGGCUUCCUCGCAGUGAGGGAAAGAUGAUCGACCCCUAUGAAAUCCCGAAACCCCCUGGCCCACAUGCUCCAAAUCCCCCACCAGCCAAUCCUCCACCUUACCCUGGACACAGAGGCGGGCCUGAUAUCUCCUUCCUGCGAGCAGAGCGAGAAGUGGGGAUCCUCAAUCACUGUUUCAAUGACAUUGAGAUCUUCAUGGGCAAGCUGCAGCAGACUGCAGAGGCUGCGACGGUGCUGAACCAGAGGAAGAAGAAAAAGAAGAGAAGUAAAAAGCAAAGUGCUGAAGAAGAUCUGCUCACUGCGAAGGCCCGUCCUCCGCCAGAGGAGGAAUUCAUCGAUAUCUUCCAGAAAUUCAAAUAUUGCUUCAGCCUGUUGGCCCGUCUGAAGUCAACCAUCUCCAAUCCUUCAUCAGAGGAGCUUGUUCACCACAUAUUCAAACCUUUGGAUAUGAUGGUGAGAACAACAGGAGGACCAGCUCUGGGAGCCUCAGUGUCCAGCCCCGCCCUGACCAGCUCUGCUGUCUCCCUGCUACAAGACAACCUGAGCGAGGAGGAGAGGCAGCUGUGGACGUCUCUGGGUCCUAACUGGACGCUGCCGCGCUCUCAGCUCAGAGGGCCUGUGGCCCCCUACACUCCUGUGUUCUUGGACGGUUGGAAGCCGGAAGCCUCGAGAGCAGACGGGCAGGUUUGGGAGGAUCCGGUCGACUCACAGCACAAACAUGAAGCCCUCCGAGUACAACAAGCGCCACAGCAGCAACAGCCACAGCCAGUUGGUCCGGCAGACCCCCAUACCAGUGAUGAAACAGACGGCAGCACACUCCCACCAGAGUCUGACAGGCUCUACAGCUGCACUUACGACUUCAUAGCCAGGAACAGCAGUGAGCUUUCAGUGCAGCAGGGGGAGACACUCGAGGUGAUUGAAUCGUCCAAGCGCUGGUGGAAGUGUCGCAAUCGGUUCGGCCAGAUCGGAUUUGUUCCCUUCAAUAUCCUGGAUCCCUUGGCUCACAUAGACAGCCCCGGGAACAAUAAACCUCCCAGUGCUCCAGCUCCGCCUCCCCUCGCCAAGACCUUCUCUGGCGUCCCACGCAGCUCUUCUCCUGCUACACCCCAGGCCAACACCCACACCCCCCAGCGCCCAUACAGUCAACAUAUACCGGCCUCAGAUGACACAGAUAAUAAAGUCAUGUUGAUGAAUGACGAGCUGCUCCAGAGGCUGACCAAUGGAAAGACCAACGUGAACAAACCUCUGGUCAUCCCUCGUUCCGCAGAGACGUCCGUGCCUCUGGACUACCACUCUCCUCCAGACGAGGUAGCCGAGUGGCUCCGGGGGAAGGGCUUCAGUGGACCGACGGUGUCAUGUUUGGGAGUGCUGACAGGCGCCCAGCUCUUCUCUCUCAACAAGGAGGAGCUACGAGCUGUGAUUCCAGACGAGGGCGCCAGAGUGUACAGCCAGCUCACUGUGCAGAAAGCACUGCUCGAGGAUGCGAGAAGGGCCACGGAGUUGGAGACAGUCAUGGAGAAACAGAAAAUGAAGGUGGAUCUGAAACUGGAGAGCAGCACAUUGUGAGCAGCAGGCGCUCCUACAUCAUUAAGAGUUUUACAUGAAGGAUUGUGUUCUUCUGUCAGAUAGAUAGAUAGAGAUAUAUAUAU